UAUGAUCAGUUUUUAUUCAUGAUAAAUUCUUCUGUAUCAUUCUGCAAGGGAAUGGAAUUUUCUUUUCCCUCUUUUACUUUUCUGUUUCAACCCCGUUAUUCUCUUUCCUUUUUCUCCCUCACGCUUCUUAAUUUUUCGUACAAUACUGCGCAACACAACAUGCGCGCACAUUCUUGUGGGUGUACGUAUAUGUGAAUGUGAAUGUACGCUGUCGCUCCACUGUAAAACUGCACAUAAUUUUAUCAAACAGAUUUUUAUUUCUUUCCGAAAUUUUUUGCAAGAUCUAAAAGUGGUGAUACUGAAAGUGACAUUGUCAUAUGAUGAAACAUUGAAAAAAAAGGAUAGAGAAAGGAAAAAAAUUGGCAAUAGUCAUGAUCACAGAAAAACCGAAUAAGACGACGGGAUUCUUUGAGGACAGGAAGGAGUAUUAUAAACUUUAGAGGGAGGAUUAGGCUGAGGUUGCAUGCGAGUGAGAGACGAGGUGGUGCUUGAUUGUGAACAGAACGAGAGGCAAGAAGUGAGUUAGCUAGUGGAUGGUAAAGAGAAAAGGGGUGGGAAUGUGGACAUGAGAAAAAUAAAGAGAGCACAGUCAAGGUGUGGGUCGAGAGAUUGGGUAGUUCAACGAAAGAAACACGAGAGGGAAUAAUUGAGGGAAUAAGAAAAAAGUUCAACUUAUCGAAGGUUACUUUGCACACCCGCUGGGUACGGGGUGUGCCCAUGGAUCUUUGUACAAGUGCUAUGAGUGCGCGGCCGAUAUGCGUGUCUCCACUGCCACUCGUAGUGUUAUCGUACAUAACCAAUUCUUGUUUAUGGCCAUUUUGUGAGGAGAACGUUUGCAUUAGAGCUCCGAAAAUCUGAUUAAUUCGGUGAAAUAUUCAGUAUUUGUACAUAAGUGGAUUGAGAAGACGCUUUAAGAUCUUAUAAUAAUAAGAUUGAGAAAGGAGACGGCUGGUGGCGUGGUGACGUCAGGGCGGCGGUUGUAGCCAGCAUGCAGCAUGAACCACGUGUGUCGUCGCACCAUCAGCGUGAGGCCGAAGACGAAGAAGAAGAUAGAGUAUCAGGAUUUUUUAUCGCAGAAACAGGAAAAAGUAAAGCGUGUCAAGUGGGAAAUACGUCACACGAGACACAACUGUUGGAGCACGGUUGUCACAGGCGUGUCAGAAGAAAAACAAGAUCGAAAAUAUAUCAUUGUUUCUUGGACGCUUACGAAUUUCACAUAUUACUUUCAUAUCGUUGGGUCGAAUUCAGAUUGGACGACGUUAUCAAGGAAAAGAGGUCCAGCUGCAACGACAACGUAUUUAUCGCAGAAAAUAUUUCAACGACGAAAGAUCAGCUGCGGGUUCGUCCAUUACCUCGUGGUUGUCAUCGUCGUUGGAUUAUUGGUUCUACUGGCACAAGCGAUUUUGUAUAAUCGACCGCCACACCGGGUCGUCAGUGAAUUCAUUAAGCAGCAACUGGUUAAAUUACCAGGUGCUGUGGCAAUACAAGGCGUCAGCUGCGGCAGCGGCGACGGGCCCAGGCCAUCGUGGCUAUUUCAGCGAUGCGGCCCGGACCAAACAGAACCAUCAACCCGCGCCGUCGUCCCUGUCGCCGGCGAGCCAGGCCCGAGCCAGCGUGGUGUUGUAUACAAGGAAGAAAGAUAGGAAAAGGAGAAGUCGGGGUAAAUACGGCGAACGAAGCACUUGGAGAAAGAGAUAUUAUUGUUUUCGGAAACAAAAGGUUUGGCUUUAUCUGGAAACAAAAUACAGUAGGAGAGGGCGAUCGACGCUCACCUCCCAGGAAGAGCGCCGACAACGUCGUCGUGGGGACGCCAGUGUCCCCUGUCACGUGCUCAUGCAACUCGAGCACCUGCCCCGUAUCACGGGAUCACCAUCCAGGACGGAGACGAAGACCGUGUGGACUGUGUCGGCGCAGUUGCAAAUUUAUUACCAGGCGACAACCACCGCCCACUUCAUUUGCUCUUCGUCAAUACACCAUUUCAUUGACGAGGUACGUAGAGAUGGUAAAUAUAGAGGACGCAAUCAUGACACCGUCCUUGAAAUUUUGCAUGCCAAAUCGACCAGCUUAUUUGACCCUUACGAAGAAUACGACUGUCAUAAAAACCUCCAUGUGCAAGUCCGCAGAAUUGCCUUUAAAGCUACUUAUUGUAAGUACUAUAAACAAUUUUUAUGCAAUGAAUAUACCAUACAUAUUUCAUUCUGGUUCCCUGACUGGACGAGUUUCAAACUUGACAUACUUGUCCGCCGAGAUUAUGAAUGUGUGGAACAUGAUGAGUCACGCGAUGCAAAGUUAUACUGUGGAGCUUCAUUGGCAAGGAAAAGUGCUGAGGAUUUUAUUCCUAUCUAUGUGUUUAGAAACACUGCCUUCAAAUAUUCCAACCAUUAUGAAACCAAACACAUUUUACCGAGCCGAUCGUUUCUUAUCAAAAACAGGACAAGACUCUAUAUCAAUUCACUGGAUAAUACGACCACUGAAACAAUUAAUCUUGAGCAUCAUUGGGUGUUUGCGAAGCUCCCAACAUUUAGGAAAUGGAAAGAAUCAGAAAACACUAGACAGGCGAGAUGUUCAGCCUAUCAAACGAACUGGCUCCAGGAUAAUACCAUCAUUGAACACAAACAUAAUAAUGUGUUAUUGGCGAAAGACGAUAACAGAGCCUGGACCGGACAGACAAUUAGGGAAAGAUCAACAUCACAUUUUCACAAAUAUGAAAAACAUGAUGCUGCCGAAUUUUCACGCCGCAAACUUAUUAGAACGAGUUAUGGAUCACUCUUCCUUCUGUAUUUUUUGGCUCUACCAUUAUUGUGCUCGACGUAUCCAUCAACGGGUAUUAUUACAUCAGUGUCAUUCGUCCAAAAAUCAUCGCUGGUAUUUAUUGAUAAUAGUACCGUACAUAACUUAUCACCAGUUGCGCGUCUCCGUAGUGGUGGUAAUCGUAUUGAUGGACAAUCGCAUAAUGACCGUUCUCAGGACGGAGAACAAGUUCAUCCUUAUAACGAAUAUACCUGGGAGGUGAACCAAAUAAAUCCUUGGCUUUCGGCUUGCGAUCUAGCAGGUCCAGCACCGGCCGAUCUUCAGGGCAGCUGUGGACCACCUGAAGUACCUAAAUAUUGUCCAAUUUCGUGCGCAUUGAGUAUUAAUUCCGAUAGAAUAUUCCAUGAGGUUGUUGAGCGUCUUGUUGUACCAAGAAAGUGGCGUACUGGUUCAGCUGCUAAAAUGCAAUGGAAAACAAUUGACAGAACAGUUAAAGGCAGUACGGCUCCGGAUCAGUGCCUUUUUUACCUUGAGGAGUCACACAAACGAGACAUCUGCCAAGAAGAUUUUGCACGGUCCAGUUCGUUAAGUUUUGCAACCUCACGAGAGAAUCGAUAUUGGUUCUUAAGUGGCCUCCGUCUACGCCAUUGCUGUGAGUAUGCGGUAAUAAAUGCCUUGGCACCCGGUAACGGCGGCCCUUUGGAGGACGUUUUGAAUGGUAGUCCAAGAUGCAGUAAAGCUCUCGAAAAGAUACUAAGUGUCGAUGCACUUGCUGCUCGAUUACACUGUGAGUUUGAGGAGGUAUUGGCGCGAUACGAUUGCCGCCAGUCAUAUUCUGUCAUCCAUAACUGCACCCACUGUAAGGAGGCAUAUAGAAAAUGGGUGUGCAGCUCUCUGGUGCCUUAUUUUGCUCAUGAGGGACCGUCGAUCCCAUUGAAUUCAGGGGAAGUAUACGUUGGCACGAGAUUGAGACCCUGUCGGUCUUUCUGCCAAUCUGUUGAACAACGUUGUCCUUACCUACUUCCGGGUGAUCGUGCGCCUGCAUAUCCAACGCAAUACGCCGGUGAACCAACUUUUCUUUGCAGAGAUCCAAAUAUCCCAGAAACUGGUGGACAAGCAGUAAGAGCAUUGCAUGGAGACGAGGAAGAGGAGUGUUGCUUCCGUGUUUGUUCCGAGGAUGAUCCAGCGUCGGGUGUUUGUGCGAAUUGUACUUAUAAUAAACUCCACGGACGUCGUAUUGGUCGGGAUCCUCCAUUAGCGCCGCAUUGCGAGAUGACAAGCACUAGUCAACCUAACUUUGCAGAUCCACAAAACAUUGCAAGAAAUAGUCCAGAGUUCUCCUUGCCACCAUCCACCAAGAGUGCCUCCUCUUCAUUCUGUGUCAGCAGUGGCACUGACGCGACAUCAGCAUUACCAUUAUCAUCAUCAUCAUCGAGUAAUGCAACAUCGUUACCAGUACCAGUAUCAUUAUUCUGUCUUUUAUGGAUUUGGGUCACACUAAUUUCCCUCUAUACCGGUCAGAUUAUUUUUUCCUGGAGCCCCGCACUUGAUGCUGAAUUUGUAUGUAAUACUUCGUCCUGGUUGAUGAGAAGCGGAACUUCCAGUGUUGACAAGUCUUCAGUGAUACAACGCAAGCCAUCAGUAAUAAAAUUGACAACAAUGACGAACCUGGCCCAAACAUUACCUCGUGUAAUGUUCUAUAAUUUGGUGCGGUUCUUAAUUUCAUGCUGUCAGGAAAACUUGUCUUAUUGGGGGUGUCGUGCAAGUAGAUGCACCGGAAAGAUCUCUUGUCAGACGUUCAAGUUGCGUUAUUUCCAAAUUCGUAUGGAAUUGAGGACGCAAGAUACCGAUCAUCGUGAUGAGGACAGACGAUCUUUUCCAUUUGACACAUGGCGUUGCUCUCAUCAUAGUCGCUCAACAAAGAACACGGCGAGGGUGCACGGUGGGAAAUUGAAGAGAAGGCGACGAAUGCGAUUUUGGUUCAUUCCGCGAAAGUGGAAGGAACCCUCUUAAUAGAUUGCACUGGUCUUUUAGUGAUGAUCCUCAUUCUAGAAAAAAUUACACUCAACAUAAUUUUAGAGGUUUUAAUGAAAUGCCCGAAACAUAAACUGAGAGAUAUUGAAAAAUUAAUUGAAAUUGAUGAAUUAAAUAAUAAUAGGGAAACUUAUGAGGCAAGGACAUUUGGCAUCCUUUUGCUUCGAUCAUUGAUGACAGGGUCAGGCAAGAGUUUAUGAUGUCCAUGACGCCCUAAAUUGACCACAAGAUAAUAUUGCAUGUAUACAUAGUACAUCAAAAGAGCGCAAACUAAAUAUAUGAAAUAUCCAUAUUGCGGGAUAAAAUUUCUUUCCAUUCCUCUUCUCUCUCUCUCUCUCUCUCU
Diachasma alloeum is the source of this 5128-nucleotide messenger RNA. RefSeq lists its product as uncharacterized. Gene Ontology annotation, biological process: calcium ion import across plasma membrane. The transcript is spliced from 4 exons. Gene Ontology annotation, cellular component: plasma membrane. Bases 1834 to 4764 code for a protein of 976 amino acids. The record is from RefSeq and is a predicted model, not a curated record. Gene Ontology annotation, molecular function: stretch-activated, monoatomic cation-selective, calcium channel activity. Lineage: Eukaryota; Metazoa; Arthropoda; Insecta; Hymenoptera; Braconidae.